Messenger RNA from Phaedon cochleariae (mustard beetle), 1053 nucleotides. Lineage: Eukaryota; Metazoa; Arthropoda; Insecta; Coleoptera; Chrysomelidae. The record is from the annotation of a GenBank genome assembly.
AAAAAAAACAAUUCAUUAUUCUAGGGUGUUUGGAAAACAAAACCUAGAAAACCAUGUUUCCAUUUGGGAUUCAAUAGGGCAAGAAAGACUUGGCUUGGAAAAGGGGAAGAGAAGGAAGGAACAACUUACAGAGGUCUUAUCUAUCCUAAACUGCUAUUACUACCUUUACCUUUAUUGCACUGAUUAAAAAUGCAGCAGAGGGAGGAAAAACAGUUGGAUUCUGCUCUGGAGUCAAUAAUCCAAAGAGUAAAUGAUUUGAAACAGUCCAUAGCUGCUAUGAUUUUCAAAUUAGAGAAUGAAUAUGAGACAAUGAACUGGCCUUCAUUCCUAGACAACUAUGCCUUAAUAUCAGGACAGCUGACCUCACUUUCAAAAGUUAUGAGUCAUGAUAAAUGUCCUGUUUUGAGGAAUUUGACUGUCUUACCACUCAUGCUCUCUCCAGAAAGAGAUGAACAGUUAGCACAGACUACUGAACACCGAGUAACAACAUUUGCCCAUGAUCUAGUUCCUGAUUAUCUGAGAACAAAGUUAGAACCUUUAGCAGAAACUAAAAUGCUUCAGUUAGAAAAUAAGGCAGUAGGGUUGCAAUAUGAUAAUGCUCAGAAACAAAUAGCAACAUACCAAAAAGUGGUUUCACAUGUCUGGGACAUUGUUAGUAAAGCUAGAGAGGAAUGGGAAGUUGAAUCUUCUUCUAGGGGUAAUACCCAACAAAAUUCAAGUGUUGCUGAUACCCAUUUAUUGGUAGCAGCAGUAGGCAUGGGUAAAGGCCUGAAGAUGAAUCCUAAUGGCCAGGCUAAUCCUACUUCAGGAGGAAUGAUGGUGGCUCCAUCAGGAAGACCAGGAGGGGCUCCAGGCCAAGGACAGAUACCUCCCACCACUCAAGCAAUGAAUAAGGCACCAUCAGCAAUAAAGACAAAUAUCAAAAGUGCUGCCCAAAUGCAUCCUUAUGGACGUUGAAUAUUUCUGAACUGAAGUCAUGUAUAAUAAGAAAACUAAUGAAAAAAAAUCUAAUGUACUGCUUUAAUGAUUUGAUAAAGAUAUGAUUUUGACUGG